This is a messenger RNA of Tigriopus californicus, 2051 nucleotides long. RefSeq lists its product as uncharacterized. The record is from RefSeq and is a predicted model, not a curated record. NCBI's taxonomy places the organism in Eukaryota, Metazoa, Arthropoda, Copepoda, Harpacticoida, Harpacticidae. The transcript has 6 exons. The coding region runs from base 265 to 1548 and encodes 427 amino acids.
AAUACAUUCAUGCCUUCAGUUCACCCUAAACUGGGGUAUGAGGUGGAGACUGGCACAGCGGGCCCAGCCCCUCGUCCGGUCACACUUCCUUCCUUUCUGAGCCCAUAAACAAAAGUUACUGAUGAUCGAUGGGAGUAGGACUGAGCUUUAAUUCCGAUUGUUGACAUGCAUGCAUGCAUGGUAUGGUGGUAUUGAAUGAAGCCGGCCCUCGACCCAGUGCAUUGGGUAGAAGGAGCUGGGAGCUGAAGGUAAAGCUGGAAGUGUAUGUAUGGCCCGUGGGUGCCGGAUGGACACUCACCCCGACUUGACCCGGUGACCCCUGACUCGAAAGUCAGAAGCCGAUUGAGCUUUGUGGUGAUCAACCCUUGUCCAGUCGACGGGUUCUGUUUGGGAUUGAGUCCGAGGUGGAUGAUGAGUUCCACGGAGCUGAUGUCUCGCCUGGGCUCCAAGCCCCAAAUCGAUUUGCAAUUGCUCUUUGAAUUGGUCCAGAAAGUCGGGCUAGAGCGUGAGGCCAACAUGUCCCGAAAGAAGGCCCUCUGGAUCCAAGUGGCCAAUCGAUACAAUGCCUACUUCGGCGACGAGCUGGCCGACGAGCUCUACAAUGCCAAUUCCUGUCGGAGAGCUUGGAAUAAUCUCAAGGUUCGGACGCGUAAGAAAUACUCAGAUUUGUUGAAGGAGCAUGGUCCAGCGGACGGAGAAGAGCCCCGUUUCAAAUUGGAUCAGUUUUCCAUGCGGAUCUUAGCUGAAACGGGCGAUAAGCCCGAGUUUUGGCCCAAAAUCACGGAGUCCUCCUCCUCGGACAAAACGAAUGAUUUGACUUCGACCAUGCGACAGCAUCGGAUUGAUAAGAAACGUCACGAAACGGUGCUCUGGCUGCAGGAUGACAGCUUCACACCCGGGUUUUCGUCCUCGGGUGACGAUGAGUCUUCGCGGAAUGAGGAGGCCCAUGUCAAGCAGAUCAAUAUCUUGAACGAUAAAAGGGGGGGUCGUCAAUCCCAACCGCGUCAGACUCCGUCCAGCUCAUGUUUUCAAGAGGAUUUUUAUUCGAGCCAUGAUUCCAAUGAUUCCUUGGCUUCCCACAAGAGUGAUCCCAUUCAGGUCUUCAAUUCCAGUCGUGGUAACAAUUCAAUGAAAUCCGAGGAAAAGCUGCCCUCCACCAGUCCUCAUGGCUAUCGCUCCACCCACUCCAGAGUACGAAGAAGUAAAAAUGAAGGCAAGAGAGCGCGACUUUCCAUUCUACCUUAUGAAUCCGAGGAAUCUCAAACGAGAGUGGAGUCAAAGCUGAAGAUUGAGGAAUACCAUAUGAAACGUCAGAUUCUUCGGAUUGACAGAGAUACCGCAGAAAUCCAAAGGAGAGCUGCGGAAGCUAAAUUAAUUCGAGAACAGAAGCUUUUUGAAAUAGAAAAAAAGAAGCUCACCGACCUAUCUCUGAUGGAAGUGUCAGCGGCCAAGUAUCGAGCCCGAAAAGAACGGGCUUUGGCGCUAAAAGCCGAGAGAGACUUGGGGAUUGAGAGCCCAUCGAGUGAUGAGUUAAUGUUGGAUCAAUAGCACCUAAAAGUGUGCUCCAAUCUUUGGAAGGGCUUUGAUGGCUGUCUUGUGACAUUUCCAUUACUUACCGCAGUGAGAAAUGCGGAAUCAGAUGUUACCAACGCGGAAACACUGGCCAAAACUAGCAAUUAUUGCUUGCAUUAAAUAUUAUCAACUGAUCUUUGAAACGGCUCUUUCAAUGCAAUCCAUGUUUGUGCCGGAAGACUUGAGCGAGAAUGUGCCAAAAUGUGUCUCUGUCAGACUGCCAGUUCAAUUCAAUUGGGUAUCUCAUGAUUUUCCCAAGUCAGGAGUCGAUGCAGUCGAUUGAUUGCCUGUCAUUGAUAACAUUUAAGGACGACCAUUGAUUUUACUUGAGAGAGUUCUGUUAAGAUCUUCACUCAAGGCAUUUAUAGACUUUGGGCUGUAUUUGAUAAAUAUGUGUAAUCCAACCCCAAAGCUUUAUCAUGCAAAAUUUCAUGAUUUUACUACAAUGCAAUAAGAUGAAUAAAUAUUUAUGUUGCUGA